AUGGUCCAGGACGCGGCAUUGACGCCUUUCUUCUCUCCGCUCCUCCUCUCCCACUCCUCCCCGCUCCUCCGGUUCCGCUCCUCCGUCCUCUCCUCCUCCACCUCUCCAUCCUCCGCCGCUGCGCGCCAAGCCGCUUCAAACAGCACCGCCGGCACCGGAAAUGCCCCUUGCUUCGCACUUGGCGCCGUAGCUGUAGCGCACGAUGCGCGAAGCGGGAGCGGCGGAGAUGGCGGAGAGACGAGCGGCGGAGAUGGCAGUUGGAAGAGCGGCGAGGAGGAACAGUGGAACGAAGAGCGUGACGUGCAGAAUCUGGCGCAGUUAUCGCGCUACACGGAGGCACUGGAAGCGAGGCGCUGGCGGAAUCAGUCAGACGUGGCUGUGGCGAGUGCGCUUGAGACGGAGGCGCGGCAGUGGAGGCAACGAACCUACCAGCAGCGAGGAUUCCUCUACGAGUUCAGCGCCUACCGCGUCAGCCCCUCUCGCUUCGUCGUACUCGCUAUAAGCGGCCUCAAUUUCACGUGGGUGACGGACGGGGAGGGCUGCAGAUGGGUGGGGCGAGACGGCAGCAGAGUGAACGGUUCAGUGUGGUACAGAGACUUCAUGCACCCCAAAACUCAGACUGACUCGCUAGCGGCGUUCUGCCAGCUGUGGGGCAACACGUCCCGGGCAGGCGGCUACCUGGUGAUGACUAUGGAUGGCGUGGAAGCUGCCGUCUUCAACGAACGCCCGGGACAGCCUCUGGAACCACCACCGGACGCCUCCCUCCCAGUCCACCUCACGUGGUGCUCACAGCCGCUCUACGGCACGCUAGAUGCGGGCAGGGUGUGGGUAUGGGCGGAGUACCACCGCGUGCAUGCCAACGUCUCCCGCUUCAUAUUCUACGACAUGGCGGCGUGGACUCCUGCCCUCACGGCGCUCUUCACGCCGUACUUUGCUGCGGGUGUUGCUGCUGUUACGGACAUGUCGGCAGGGCGGCGUUUUGGGUUUCUUGCGGGAGUGGAGUUGCUCUACUUUACAACCAAGCACCAGACCCUAGCCAGCAACGACUGCAUAUACCGGUCGCUCUUCACAUCCCGCUGGGUCACUCUGCACGACACAGACGAGUACCUCGCGCCCGUCCCGCCGCACUCCCUGCCCUCGCUGCUCGCCGCGCACGCCCACGCCCCCUGGCUCUCCCACGGCGCUUUCGCCGUCAAGCCCUCUGUAUGCGAAGGGGAAGGGGGGGAGGACGCACCCGCACCUGCUGAGGCUGCUACGGUGGAGCCUGCUGACUCUGGUGGUGGUGUGGGUGGUGGGUCUGCUGCAGUGGAGGCUGCUGGUGGUGGUGGUGGUGGUGGUGGUGGUGGUGGUGGUGAUAUCCGGGGGGCUGGAGCGGCAGUGAACGCCAGAAGUAGGCAUGAGGAGACAGCACUGGGAGCAGCAGGGAAUGGCACGGAGGGUGGUGAGACGCAGUGGGUUGAAGCUGCAGGGACGGAGGCGAAGAGACGUGCCGUGCAGCUGCUAUCGCGAAUGGUGUUCCGGCACCCAGACGUGUGGUGCUUGCGCGACAGGGCCGAGGGGCAGCGGAUCGACUCAGACCUGUGUGAGGACUGGCGCGGCCACCGGAAACUGAUUGUCAACCCGCGCAAGGUGAGACGCGCUCACAGGCUCUUCCCUCCUAGGUGCCUCAUUCCCUCACUCUCCAGUGCUUCCUCUGAGAAGCCUCGUCUCGGGUUUGGGACAGCGGAUGGAGUUAGAGCUACGGAGGUUAUGUCAAUCCACAUCGCACGGGAGCCACAGAAGGGCGGAGUAGUGCUCAACGCAGCAACGGAGCUACGGCAUUUCCAUUUUUCUGGAGUGGUCAACCCGGUCAACGCACACUGCCAAACUCUAGUGCCGCCCGGCGAGUCCCACGUGUGGUUUGUGCGGGACACCACUGUUGCUGACAAGCUACGGCUUCUAGUCAACUCUUCUGCCCCUCAACCUGAACCCUGA
Messenger RNA from Closterium sp. NIES-65, 1974 nucleotides. The record is from the annotation of a GenBank genome assembly. NCBI's taxonomy places the organism in Eukaryota, Viridiplantae, Streptophyta, Zygnematophyceae, Desmidiales, Closteriaceae.